AUGAAGUUGAACAUCGCGAACCCCACCACGGGGUGCCAGAAGAAGGUCGAGAUCGAUGACGACCAGAAGCUGCGCAACCUUUAUGACAAGAGAAUCUCCCAGGAGGUAGUUGGUGAUCUUCUGGGUGAGGAAUUCAAGGGUUACAUCUUCAAGAUCAUGGGUGGCUGCGAUAAGCAGGGUUUCCCGAUGAAGCAAGGAGUGCUAACUUCUGGGCGUGUCCGCCUUCUGCUUCACAGGGGCACACCUUGCUUCCGUGGUUUUGGCAGGCGUAAUGGUGAGCGCAGGCGGAAAUCCGUCCGUGGUUGCAUUGUCAGCCAAGACCUAUCUGUUAUCAACUUGGUCAUUGUCAAGAAGGGUGAGAAUGAUCUGCCAGGCCUUACUGACACUGAGAAGCCCAGGAUGAGGGGACCCAAGAGGGCUUCCAAGAUCAAGAAGCUCUUCAACCUUGGCAAGGACGAUGAUGUCCGCAGCUAUGUCAACACGUACCGCAGGACCUUCCUUAACAAGAAGGGCAAGAAGGUGAGCAAGGCUCCCAAGAUCCAGCGUCUUGUGACUCCCUUGACCCUCCAGAGGAAGCGCGCCAGAAUCGCAGACAAGAAGAAGAGGAUUGCCAAGAAGAAGUCCGAGGCUGCGGAGUACCAGAAGCUGCUUGCACAAAGGCUGAAGGAGCAGAGGGACCGCCGGAGCGAGAGCAUGGCCAAGAGGAGGUCGAAGCUGUCUGCUGCCACCAAGGCUCCUGCUGCCUCUGCUUAA
Messenger RNA from Triticum turgidum subsp. durum (durum wheat), 753 nucleotides. The record is from the annotation of a GenBank genome assembly. NCBI's taxonomy places the organism in Eukaryota, Viridiplantae, Streptophyta, Magnoliopsida, Poales, Poaceae.